AUGUCGAUGCUCUCGAUAAAAUCCCCUGUGAAACUGGCAUGUCUGCCAUGCCGUGCCAUCAAGACCCGUUGUGAUGGACAGACUCCUUGUACUAAUUGCUACAACAAUCGCCGGGAGUGCCGCUAUCGCCCCAGUCGACGAGGCGGGGCGCGCAAAGGGGAUGCAUUCAAGGCAAGGAAGCGUGCCAUUGCUGCAACCGAUACACCAUCCCCAUCCUUGCCAUUGGGCCCAACACAAACCCAAAGUCUUCACUAUGCAAUCACCAGCAUCCAGGAUGUCAGAGAUUUAUCCGCCGGUGAUCUCGCAUCAGACGAAAACAGUAAUCCUGCUUUCGAGCUGGGGUCACUCGCAAUAAGAGCAUAUGGAUGUGAGGCAGAUCUGGUCAACGCCUACUAUGUUUUUAUCCACCCAUAUUUUCCGGUCUUGCCUCCACCGGCGGUUGCUCAAUAUGAGGACCGCCCAUUUGCGAUUUCGUUGCGAACUGUUCAAGCAAAUCAGGCAUUCUUGCCUUACUGGCCGACGUCUCCAUUUGCGUUGGCCUUGUCCGCGAUCCUCGUACUAUUUCCUCUACUAGAAGAUCCACAUUCCAUGUCUGAGGCUGCAGUCAGUACCCGCCAGUCAUACGCCGAACUCUAUGCACAUGCCGCAAUGAGCAGCAUUGAAAAUUGGAUUGACGUUCCCGAACCGGCAACUACAGCUGGCGGUCCGACCCGGUGGAGCUCGCUGCACCCCGAUCUCCCGUGGAAGCUGGAGUCCAUCUUGGCUCUUGUAUUGCUGGGCAUGUACGAGCUUUGCCAGCGGGGCAACUUCUCGAAGAUGCGCGCUCGAGCCAACCAGGCGCUGACAACCGCGGUGGAUCUAUCAUUACAUACUACAGACCCGGACGAACCGGGCUGUUCGGAUGCACAAAGUCGGGCCUGGUGGAUGACGAUGUUUCUCAGUUAUCAUUCUUCGAUCCUUAAUAAUUCGAGCCCUAUCAUCCUCAUUGACGACCCUCGGAUUAGCACACCGUACCCAGUAUUCCGUGGCUGUCUUGAGCCCUGGCCAUUAUUGGCAAAAGCACAAGAUACACUCCUUCGGACAUGCAACAUAGCAAAGGAGCUCGAGAAAGAGGCCAGUAAAUCUAGUCAAUCGCCCACCCUAAUUGAUCGUAUUCGCGAGCUUAACUCUCUGAUAUCAUCACUCGCUGCUGAUUCCGAUCGAUAUCGAUGUGUAACAAACCGGCAAGGAGCCGAAUGUUUCGCUCCUCGAAACCUCUGGGCAAUUACAAGUGCCAUAAUUCACAGGUGA
Messenger RNA from Aspergillus bombycis, 1290 nucleotides. RefSeq names its product Zn(II)2Cys6 transcription factor. Gene Ontology annotation, molecular function: zinc ion binding; DNA binding; DNA-binding transcription factor activity, RNA polymerase II-specific. The coding region runs from base 1 to 1290 and encodes 429 amino acids. NCBI's taxonomy places the organism in Eukaryota, Fungi, Ascomycota, Eurotiomycetes, Eurotiales, Aspergillaceae. The record is from RefSeq and is a predicted model, not a curated record. The transcript has 7 exons. Gene Ontology annotation, biological process: DNA-templated transcription; regulation of DNA-templated transcription.